CUUGAACAUUUUUCUUAUUUUGUCUCUCUCUACGCAGCAAUGGAGAAACCUUCAAGCCCUGCAGCGGCUGAGUUCGAUCCGGAGGCCGAGUUCAUACUAUCAAAGCGUAAGACAGGAAACGAAUGGGAGCUUUACAAGGAGAAUGUAAAGCCUCUUAAGCGUGGCCGCAAAGUCGAAAUCCUCAACGACGCCCUAAAAUCACAAGCCAACAACGCCGCAAGAAAGUCUCUUCUCCAGACUCGAAGAAAGAUGAUCGAUGCGAUCGAUGAGUAUAAGGGGGAUGAUCCUCUUCAGCCCUGGAUCGACUGCAUCAAAUGGGUUCAAGAAUCAUUCCCAACAGGAGGGGACUGUUCGGGGUUGGUUGUGAUUUAUGAACAAUGUGUUCGCAACUUUUGGCAUGAUGAGCGCUACAAGGAUGACCAGCGUUAUCUUAAAGUUUGGCUAGAAUAUGCAGAGAAUUGUGUUGAUGCUGAGGUAAUCUUCCAGUUCCUUCAGCCUAAUCAAAUUGGUCAAAGCUAUUCUGCAUUCUAUGCAGCAUAUGCACUUCACAUGGAAUUCAAGAAAAAAUUACAAGCAGCUGAUGAAAUUUUUAAUCUUGGUAUUGCUAGGAAGGCAAAACCACUAGUGAAGUUAGAAGUUGAAUACAGGAAGUUUCUUGGAAGGUCGAUGGCGAGAAAGAAGACAGCAGAAGAUGAUUUGAUGGAUAAUCACUUGCAUGUUCGAUCUUUUGGAACAAUUUUGGCUGAUGGCGGAGCUGGUAGAUUACCUGUAGAGAAUGCUGAAAUUAACAGAAAGAGUAGGAAGCCACUCGAAAGGAUUGAUAAUAGUAAAUCCAUAUCAAUCUAUACUGAUGAAAGUACAGGAGCAAGUCAUCUAUGCAGGAAAUCAUCUACAAAUGAUCCAUCUUGGGAAUAUCUUGGAAGCAGAUCCAGUCGAAACAAGGAAAAUAUUUCAGUACCAAUGAAGUGGACAUCAUAUAAGGUUCCACAAAAGAUGGGAGCCAGGACUGAGCCAACAACAUUAAGUACUCGCAUUGAGGUUUUUGUUGAUAAUGAUUCCAAAUUGGAACCUCCAAAGAUUUCUAAAUGCGACACACCUACCACUUUACGACUUCAAAAAGCAGAUAACAUGAACCUCAAGAAGGAAACAGAGUUGUUGAAAGAGAACCCAUUGCGAAAUUUUCCUCUGAGUACUCUCAGAUAAGUGGCUCAUGUUUUCACCACUGGUGAUUUUUGCGACCUGGUUGUGAUGUUCCAUCGAAAUCGAUCUACUAAACUUUCCUCGUCGCUGAAAGUUUGUUUUUUCAACGUUGCUGGGCUUGAAUUUCUUCCUUGUUUUUCUAAAGUUCACGCUUUCUUCAUAUUUUCCUACUGCAAAUGAAAUUAAUCCUUCCUUGACUGUCCA
This is a messenger RNA of Dendrobium catenatum, 1404 nucleotides long. Its product is annotated as mitotic spindle checkpoint protein BUBR1. The record is from RefSeq and is a predicted model, not a curated record. Gene Ontology annotation, molecular function: protein kinase activity. Lineage: Eukaryota; Viridiplantae; Streptophyta; Magnoliopsida; Asparagales; Orchidaceae. The transcript has 11 exons. Gene Ontology annotation, biological process: mitotic spindle assembly checkpoint signaling; meiotic sister chromatid cohesion, centromeric. Bases 40 to 1203 code for a protein of 387 amino acids.